Molecule: messenger RNA, 2507 nt
Organism: Drosophila busckii
Lineage: Eukaryota; Metazoa; Arthropoda; Insecta; Diptera; Drosophilidae
Product: esterase E4
Exons: 7
Coding region: 50-2110 (686 amino acids)
Molecular function (GO): hydrolase activity
Source: RefSeq, a predicted model, not a curated record
AGGCAGUCAAAAAUUUACGUAAACGCGCAUACGCCCAGUUAAACGCGAAAUGAACUGCCGCCGCAACUUGCCCUAUAUAUUGGGCACUUUGGCCCUUUUGCUAUCCGCAGCACUCAUAGUCUUUGCCAUUAUUGUGGCACAACCCAGCGAGCCGCAGAAUCGAAUGCUAAUGGUGGAAAGCAUAAGCGAUGAGCAGGAGUAUGAACCUUUUGCGUUGCUGCUGCUGGCCACAACAACAACAACAAUGAUGCCAAUAGAUUCUUCUUCCGGGUCAAUGCUCGAUAGUGGCGCAAUGCAAAUAGAGCAUUCUACAAGCUCGAACAUAUACGAGGAGACAACGGCCUGGAAAACACUGACCUCGCAUCCCAACUCACUGGUGCAAUUGCUGCCGUCGCGCGCCAUGCGUGUGGUGCAGGAGGUGGUGCGAUCACUGCGGAAGGAGCGCGAGAUUGUGGCCAACACAUCGCUGGGCAAGGUGCGAGGUCGCUACCAAAAGUAUCGCUCAGGCGAGCGGGGCGGCUACUACAGUUUCAAGGGCAUGCGCUAUGGAGCGCCACCAGUGGGCGCCAGACGCUUUCGCGCUGCAGAGCCAGAGAAGCCAUGGAUGGGCAUUAGAGAUGCUUCACGCGAGGGCUCCAGCUGCCCGCACAAGAACAUGAUACUGGACACAUUCAAGGGCGAUGAGGAUUGUCUGUUUAUUAAUGUGUUUACUACGCGCAUGCCCAAGGAAGAUGCCACGCACGUCAAGCUGCCUGUCAUGGUUUGGUUGCAUGGCGGCGGUUUCAGCUUUGGCUCUGGCAACUCUUUUCUAUACGGCCCGGACUAUCUGGUAGCUGAGGAUGUUGUGCUAGUUACAUUUAACUAUCGCCUGGGACCCUUAGGCUUUCUAACAGCUGGCGCUGAUGCGCCUGGCAAUCAAGGACUGAAGGAUCAAGUGCUGGCGCUUAAAUGGGUGCAAGCUAAUAUCGCUGCCUUUGGCGGUGAUCCAGCACAGGUUACCAUAUUUGGUGAAUCUGCUGGCGCUUCCUCUGUGCAGUUUCUGCUGCUAUCACCGCUAGCCAAGGGUCUGUUCCAGCGCGCUAUAUCGCAGAGCGGCUCAGCUUUGAAUCCCUGGUCCAUGGCCGAUAGCUCUGCAACGCGUGCAGCGCGUCUGGCUGCCAAUCUGGGCUAUGUGGGUGCCAACAACACAACCGAAAUACUGGAAUUUUUGCGUCGAGUGCCUGCCAUGAAGCUGGUAGAGGCAGCACCUACAACACUCACAGCGGAGGAUCAACGCAACAACAUUGGCCUGCCCUUUGUGCCCGUUGUGGAGGGCUAUUGGAACAAAGAUGCAGCGCAGUCGCCAGAAUUUCUGGAGGAACCUUUUCUCACUGAACAUCCCAGCGAUAUGUAUGCGGCUCACAAUUUCAACAGCAAUGUGCCCUAUAUGACGGGCUACAAUACGCACGAGGCCAUGUUGUUCAUCAGAAGACUGCGCAAGAGUCCGCAGCUGCUGAGCAUUAUUGAGAACGACUUUGGACGUUUGGUGCCUCACGAUCUGAAUUCAACAAAUGUGCACGAUAGAGUGACGCGUGAGAUUCGCUCCUUCUACUUGGGCAACAAGCAUGUGGGCCUGGAGUCUGUUGAGGAAAUGAUUGCGCUGCUCACCGAUCUCAUGUUUCUGCAGGGCAUACGCCGCACUGCUCGCAAUCAUGCCAAGUACGGCAAUGCGCCUGUUUAUAUGUACCGCUUUGCUUUUGAUGGCGCCUUGGGGCUGUACAAACGCAUGCUGGGCAUACCCAGACCUGGAGUUUGUCAUGGCGACGAGAUGGGCUAUCUGUUCAAGUUUGGCUUCUUCAAUUUGAGCUUGGAUCCCAAGUCGAUGGAGGUGCAGGUGAAGAAUCGCAUGGUGCGCAUGUGGACAAACUUUGCCAAGUACGGCACGCCUACGCCGAGUGUUGAGGAUCCACUGCUGAGCACCAAGUGGGCGCCCAUUGAUGCUGCCAAUGUUAUGAAUAGUCUCAACUAUUUGGACAUUUCAAACGAAUUGAAUAUGAAAACAAAUCCGGAGCCAGAGCGGCAGCGCUUCUGGGAUGAAAUGUAUCAGCAUUACAAUGGUGCUGCUAUGUAGUGCUUCCUUACCAUUCAUCCACACAUACAUACACACACACACACAUACACAUUUUGUAAGCAUUUUGCCAUUCUGUGCGCAGAAGAAAUAUUUAAUGCAAAUUUUUAUUGUAAUAUUUUUUUAGUUUGUAGUCAUUUAGCGUUUAGUUUGUAUAUAAGUUCUGCAGCAUUUAUUCACAUUUAAUACACACACACAUUUACACACACAAAUAUGAAUAGCUGUAGUCUAAGCAACUUACUUUUAGCAUGCCCAAAGCCAACAAGCCUUUCCUUACCUAACUUACUCUUACGCAAUAUCAGGUGUAAAUAGUCAAAGUCCAAAAUGUCAAUGUCAAUAUUAAAUUCUACAAUAAAUCUAUUAUCUGUGUGUGCUGGCCUAGCGCUGGCACGCGUUUUGU